Drosophila sulfurigaster albostrigata is the source of this 1295-nucleotide messenger RNA. RefSeq names its product zinc transporter ZIP1 (gene Zip42C.1). Bases 47 to 1195 code for a protein of 382 amino acids. Gene Ontology annotation, biological process: zinc ion transmembrane transport. The transcript has 2 exons. NCBI's taxonomy places the organism in Eukaryota, Metazoa, Arthropoda, Insecta, Diptera, Drosophilidae. The record is from RefSeq and is a predicted model, not a curated record. Gene Ontology annotation, cellular component: plasma membrane. Gene Ontology annotation, molecular function: zinc ion transmembrane transporter activity.
UUAACCACAGUGCAGACACUUUCGGUUCACAUUCGCUCGCGUCAAGAUGUACGGAAUGCCAACAAUAACAACCACGGCGGCGACAGCGGUUAUUGCCCAGGUGGCUAUCGAGGAGCGGGACACAACAUUGGAUCGCCAUGGAUUGCUGGUGGCUAAAGUUGUCGCCAUGGUUGUGUUAAUUGUGGUCACUGUGCUGUGCGGCAGUUUGCCUUAUAUGUUGGAUCGCUGCUUCAAGUGGACGCAACAGGAUCCCGAAGAGACGCGUGCCUCAACGGUGGUGCGAUGCCUCAUUUACUUUGGUGGAGGGGUUCUACUGUGCACCACAUUUCUGCACAUGCUGCCCGAGAUUAUCGAGGAUGUGGAGCAACUGCAGCACUGCGGUAUUCUGGCUUCAACUCCAUUUGCUCUCACCGAGAUGCUCAUGUGCACCGGCUUCUUUCUCAUGUAUGCACUAGACGAGCUGAUGCACUUGGUCAUGCUGCGUCAUCAGCGAAAACUUAGCCGCAAGGAGUCACUGGCCAGUGCCGCCUUUCAACGUGGUCACAGCCGCAGACACAGCAGCAAAGUGGAAACCCUAAAAAAUAAAGAGCCGGAGCAAGCAGCUCAUCAGCAUUGUGAUCUGGAGCGGCCAACAGAAGCAAAACAAGCGGCUCCAACUGGUCAUGGUCAUAGUCACGGCCAUGGCCAUGGUCACACUCACAUGCCCGUGGAGGACGGUGGCGCCUCCAUGCGCGGAUUGGGAAUAAUUUUGGCCUUGUCGCUGCACGAACUCUUUGAGGGCAUGGCCAUUGGCCUCGAGAAUACAGUGGGCACGGUGUGGUUCAUGUUUGGUGCCGUCGCUGCUCACAAGUUGGUGCUGGCCUUCUGUGUGGGCAUGGAACUAUUGGUGGCCCGCACUCGCACCUCUCUGGCCAUCAUCUAUCUCAUCACGUUCUCGAUUGUGACGCCCAUUGGCAUCGGCAUUGGAAUCGGGAUUAGCCAGCAGGCGAAUGCGGAUCAGCCGAGUGUUCCAUCGGGUAUACUGCAGGGCAUUGCCUGUGGCACGCUGCUCUAUGUGGUCUUCUUUGAGAUCCUCACACAAAAUCAUGCCGGCUGGCGUCCCUAUAUCGCUUGCCUGGCGGGCUUUGCGCUAAUGUUUGGACUCCAAAUACUUUCCGAUGAAGCGGAAGGUGCUGACAGCGACUCUUGCUCUUAGAGUCUUUGGGUGGAGAAGUUAAUCACCAUGUGUGUCAUAUAAUUAUUUAAUUUUAGUUAGAAUAAACCAUUCAUGUUAGAUUUCACAACGAAAAAACAAA